AUGAAGACCGAAUUCAACGAAAUAGCAAACCCGGCGACGCUGUGCCGAGUUUGCAUGGCCGCCGAGAAAGAUCAUUUCUCAAACCUGUACGAGGAACCUCCAUCCAGUCAGCCGCCCAUCAGCUUGCACGAAAUGCUGCAGGUGAUUUGCGCUCCGGUGUUUGCUAGUUCCGAUUCGAGCGACGUGCCGGAAAUGCCAACCAGAGUUUGCAACGUAUGCCGGGAUGCCAUUAUUGCGGCCUUCAACCUGCACCAGCAGUGCAUCGAAAGUGAUCGACGAUUGGGUGAGCUACUGACGUUUGAACAGGAAUUUGACUAUCCAAAGAGCAACGAGGAACUCGAAGAUUUUUCCGUGGUUGUAAACGAGGUCGUGAUGCCGACGGAGAACGCGGGGGACGUUUCGAAAACUUGUUCAGAGUGUGGCAAGGCAUUUUCACGGAGAUUUACCUUGCGAAGGCAUCAAAGGAAUGGAGUGUGCCCGGGAAAGAGCAACGAUACGAAUCUCAAAGAUCCUCUGUUUGAUGAGUAUAUAAGAAGCUUCGUGUGCUCGGUGUGCACUCGAAGAUUCACCACCAAAUCCCACCUGGCCUGCCACAUGCUGACUCACACGAAGGAAAAGCCGUACAAGUGCAAGCUCUGCCCGCAGGCCUACUCGCAAACCACCGACCUGGUGAGGCACGUUUCCCGCGCCCACUGGAGCGGUAAGCCUUACCCUUGUGACCGGUGCGAUGAGUCCUUCCGGCUGAUUGAGGGUCUGCGUGAGCACUACCGAGUGCACGUUCAGUCUGGCGAAGGUUUUAGCGAGAUGGCAGAGGUGCGGUUCAACAGCAUGACCAUUAUGGACAAGCUUUUUGCCAAGAUAAAGCAGCAAUGGGCUGAAGAAAGUGGAAAUCUGGAGUCGAGCUAG
This is a messenger RNA of Culex quinquefasciatus (southern house mosquito), 906 nucleotides long. Its product is annotated as zinc finger protein 189. Bases 1 to 906 code for a protein of 301 amino acids. The record is from RefSeq and is a predicted model, not a curated record. Gene Ontology annotation, biological process: regulation of transcription by RNA polymerase II. Gene Ontology annotation, molecular function: RNA polymerase II cis-regulatory region sequence-specific DNA binding; DNA-binding transcription factor activity; zinc ion binding. Lineage: Eukaryota; Metazoa; Arthropoda; Insecta; Diptera; Culicidae. The transcript has 2 exons. Gene Ontology annotation, cellular component: nucleus.